AUGGCAGCCUCACCGAGCCGCCCCUGCUUCAUCUCCCUCCACGUGCCCUACAAGCAAGGCUGGGCCCAGAACCUGGCCAACACCUUUUGCUUCCAGCCCGUGGCCGUGCGGGAGACACCACGUGUCCGGCAGCUGGCCUUGCGACAGGGAUCUGCCAUCUUCCUCGUCAAUGAGCGCCUGGCGCUGGGGCCUGCCAGUGCCUCCUCCUGUGAUUUCCUCUAUGAUGUGGACCCCCGGCCCACCCUGGGCACGGCCUCCAACAUCUGCUUCGAGGUGGACAACGUGCCGGGUCUCUGCAAGAGGCUGCAGAGCCAGGGAUGCUCCCUGCUGGUGCCACCCACUGAGGUGAGGGAUGAUGGCGGCUCUGUCACCUAUGGGGUGGCAAGCUCCAUCGUGGGCAACAUCAGCCAUACUCUUCUGGACCGAUCCCGCUACCAGGGACCCUUCCUGCCUGGCUUCCAUCCCAUCCAAGGAGCCCCCUCAGCCAUGGAGGAUGGGAUCAAGAUCACCCACUUUGACCACAUCACGUAUGUCUGCCCACGGGGUGGCACCCGGGCGGCUCUGGACUGGUACCAGCGUUGUUUUGGCUUCCAACGCUUCUUGCUGAACCCGCAGGAGAGGCCAGCUGAGGGGUUCGUGCUCGGGGGGCAGGGGGUGGGCAUGCUGCUCCUCGCGCUGCAGAGCACCCAGGGCACCCCGGCACACGGCUGCAAGCUUGUCCUCGCUGAGUCCCUCUCCGAGGACGGCACCAACCAAGUCGACACCUUCCUUGAGCAGCAUGGUGGGGCCGGGAUCCAGCACGUCGGCCUACGCACCACUGAUAUCGUCACCACAACCAGGGCUUUGCAGAAGCAGGGUGCGCGGUUCUUCACACCCCCCACCACCUAUUACAGCCAGGAGGGAAAAGCAGAGGAGAUCCAGGGGGCUGGGCAGGACCCCUGCACGCUGGCAGAGCUUGGCAUCCUACUGGACACCACAGCAUCUGGUGUCAAGGGCCAGCUGGGCACUGAUGCUGCAGAGAGCCCUUCCCAGGAGUAUUUGAUGCAGAUCUUCACCCAUCCCAUCUUCUCCGAGGAGACCUUCUUCCUGGAGCUCAUUGACCGGCGGGGAGCACCGGGCUUCGGGGAAGGCAAUAUACGGGCACUGUGGAAAGCUAUGCAGGUCUAUAUGGACCAGCAGCAGUAG
Molecule: messenger RNA, 1185 nt
Organism: Leptosomus discolor (cuckoo roller)
Lineage: Eukaryota; Metazoa; Chordata; Aves; Leptosomiformes; Leptosomidae
Gene: HPDL
Product: 4-hydroxyphenylpyruvate dioxygenase like
Biological process (GO): aromatic amino acid metabolic process
Molecular function (GO): 4-hydroxyphenylpyruvate dioxygenase activity
Source: RefSeq, a predicted model, not a curated record